UUUUUUGUUUUCAGCUCCCUCCCCUAUCCUCUCUUUACCGGGUCUGCCCGCCGCCUUGCACCCUGCCCUGAGCCCCGGAACUGGCCGGCCCCCCGAUGCAUCCCGGAGCCGCCUCGUCCAGCGCAGUGACCGGAGAAGCAGAGCGGAGUUGCACCGGAGCCGCCUCUGUAACGACUUACCGGGAAUUCGUGACCAGCUCCUACCUCGACCUGAUGAGCGCAAAUCAGCACUCGGUUCACGCCUUGAACUGGAGGCAGCUGUACCUCGGCAGGGCGAAGCUGAAAGCAUCGAGCCGGACAUCUGCUCUCCUCUCCGGGUUUGCUAUGGUGGCCAUGGUGGAAGUGCAGCUGGACAAAGACUUCAGUUACCCCAGCGCCCUCUUGAUGGCGUUCAGCGUGUGCACGACGGUGCUGGUGGCCGUCCACCUCUUCGCCCUGAUGAUCAGCACGUGCAUCCUCCCCCACAUCGAGGCGGUCAGCAACAUCCACAACCUGAACUCGGUGUGCGAGUCUCCCCAUGAGCGAAUGCACCACUACAUCGAGCUGGCCUGGGGCUUCUCCACCGCCCUGGGAAUCCUGCUCUUCCUGGCCGAGGUGGUGCUCCUGUGCUGGGUCAAGUUCGUGCCACUAGGAGCUGCAGCCUCCUCUUCCUCCAGCCAGAAUUUGAUGUCCUACACCACGAUGGAGCCUGGAUCUGGCUGGAACGUGGCGCUGGCCUCCACUGCGAUCAUGGUCCCCGUGGGGCUGGUGUUCGUGGCUUUCGCUUUUCACUUUUACCGGUCGCUGGUCGGCCACAAGACUGACCGCCACAGGCAGGAGAUCGACGAGCUGAACCAGAUCAAAUGCCAGCUGGAUGGGGCGGACGCUGGCGUGCGUGAUGUCUGAGACAGAGAGACAGAGAUUCAGAGAGAGAGAGAGGCGAUCAUCAAACCCCAAGCAGCUGUUUCUCGAUUCACUCUGAGCCGUUAUUUCAGCGACCGUCGCGCACGAUUUCUGCAGAGAGCUGCGCCUCGAUAAUCGAUUUGUGCAGCUUUUAGUUUUCAAGUGGUCCUGGAUUGUUUUUCGUUGAAUCACAUGACUAGCUUUCAGCUGUUAGCCCCGCCUGCUUUGCGUGCGCGCGUCAGUGUGUGUGUGUGUGUGUGAGAGAGACCCUGAGCGAGUUGCUUCACCUCCUUGUGCUCCGUCCUUCGGACG
This is a messenger RNA of Polyodon spathula (Mississippi paddlefish), 1193 nucleotides long. Its product is annotated as protein orai-2-like. Gene Ontology annotation, biological process: store-operated calcium entry. Gene Ontology annotation, molecular function: store-operated calcium channel activity. NCBI's taxonomy places the organism in Eukaryota, Metazoa, Chordata, Actinopteri, Acipenseriformes, Polyodontidae. Gene Ontology annotation, cellular component: membrane. The coding region runs from base 96 to 884 and encodes 262 amino acids. The transcript is spliced from 2 exons. The record is from RefSeq and is a predicted model, not a curated record.